Messenger RNA from Entelurus aequoreus (snake pipefish), 1543 nucleotides. RefSeq names its product snRNA-activating protein complex subunit 1-like. Gene Ontology annotation, molecular function: sequence-specific DNA binding. Gene Ontology annotation, cellular component: snRNA-activating protein complex. Gene Ontology annotation, biological process: snRNA transcription by RNA polymerase II; snRNA transcription by RNA polymerase III. The transcript has a single exon. The record is from RefSeq and is a predicted model, not a curated record. Lineage: Eukaryota; Metazoa; Chordata; Actinopteri; Syngnathiformes; Syngnathidae. The coding region runs from base 25 to 1080 and encodes 351 amino acids.
AGACGUCAUCCUAUUUCGUCCACGAUGCCUCCGGCGGUUCCCAAACCCGCGGACACCUUCUACGAGCCUCUGACGGAGGACGUGGAAGAUCUCCUCGGCCGCUUCCAGCAGAAAGACUCCAUCCGCUUCGACGUCUUCUCGGCCGUCUGGAGAGACAUGCGCUUCUCCGACGUCUUCCGCGGCGUCCUCGGCAUGAGCGACACGCGGAAGUUCAGCAAGGCGGCCAUGGCCACGGCUGUCAAGUACUUCCUGCCCCCCUACUGCCUCCACGUCCGGGUGGGGGGUCUCUACCUGAUGUACGCCUUCUACCACACGCAGCUCGCCGUCCCGCCCGUGUCGAUCCGCCUGGCCCUCGGGGAUUGGGACCACAUUCAGAGCUUCCUGCAGAAGUUGGCGGUCUGCGGUCACCUGGACGUGGUCUACGUCUUCCGGUCCCUGGUCUCCUCCAAGGCCUUCCACUACACCGCCAUGCCGAUUUUGCUCACCUUCCAGAAGUCCAAGCGGCAGAGCAAGACACUGUGCAGGGAGAUGCUGGCGAGGACCACCGCGGUGAUGGAGCUCCUCACCGAGGACUUCCUGGCGGAGGUCACCAACGUCCAGACCGUCUACGAGAAGAUGAAGCAGGAAGUGGCGGAGGUCCGCCUCCAGGCCGCCAUGACUCACCCGCAGUUCGCCGCGCGCUUGAAGGGAAGUUUGACUGACUUCAUGGCGUGGCAGCAGAACACUUUCCACCCGGGAAAAGACGAGAAGCCCGCCUGUGAUGACGACGACAGCCGCAGCAGAGCCCGUUUAAUGGCGGCCAUCAAGAAGAAAAGCUAUGGACGCAAAGAAGGUGGACCCAAGUCCGAGAGGCAGUUUCAGCAGGACGUAAACGCGGUGGACUCGUCCAGCUCAGAACCAGAGCAGGGGGAAGACUGUGCCGACCCCCACCGGGUCAAGCCUCUCUCGCUGCGGGCCAGGACGUGGAAGAGUCUCGGGAAGAACACGGAGAAGUCCGAGCUGGCGCCGUGGCUGCUGAGCGCACCUGACCACGAGGGGGUGCCUUUGAGGCGGAAGUGGCAUGGACGCUCCAAGCAAUAACUGGUCACGUUUAAAAAAACAUCCAUUUUUCUACCGCUUGUCCCUUUGGGGGUUUGCGGGGGUGCUGGAGCCUAUCUCAGCUGCAUUCGGGCGAAAGGCAGGGUACACCCUGGACAAGUCGCCACCUCAUCGCAGGGCCAACACCAUAGUUGUAUUAUUGUUGUGCACUUUUUUUGUUUCAUUCCAACUUUAUUUUAUUAUUGAACAGAAUUGAUGUGCACGUUCAUUUUGUUGCAAAAUUAUUUGUUAAUGAAUAAAUGGAUUAACAACUAAUUGAGCAAUAAUUUGUGAUAUUAAAUGCCAAUACAGCAACUGGAUUAGUGUUGUCCCGAUACCAAAAUCUAUUUCAGUACUUUUCUAAAUAAAGGGGACAACAAAAAAUUGCAUUUUUGGCUUUAUUUAAAAAAAUCUUACGGUACAUUAAACAAUUGUUUUUUAUUGCAAGUGUGUCCUUAAAUAAAAU